Phycomyces blakesleeanus NRRL 1555(-) is the source of this 881-nucleotide messenger RNA. RefSeq lists its product as hypothetical. The record is from RefSeq and is a predicted model, not a curated record. The coding region runs from base 15 to 881 and encodes 288 amino acids. NCBI's taxonomy places the organism in Eukaryota, Fungi, Mucoromycota, Mucoromycetes, Mucorales, Phycomycetaceae. The transcript has a single exon.
AAAAUAUCACAGUAAUGAGUUCAGAAUUCCAGACAGACAGAGACUUUGUAGCUGCCGGAUCAACCUACUUUGGAUUUGGAAUAACCACCGCUUUCUUGAGCGCACUCGUAAUAAUCGGCGCUUCUGUCCAGCUCAGGAAUCAUGGUCACAGACACCUCUACAUCCCCACCAUUGCAGCCGGCGCUUGCUACUUCAUCAAUGGAUGUCUCGCAGCAGCCGUCGGCCGAAUAAUUACUACCACAGUCAACGACGAAAUUCCGUGGACCUUUCAAGAUCUAACCACCCGAGAACUCUUACGUGAUUUUUUCAGUGAUGCUUUUGCACCGAUUUCCUGGUUGAUCGUAUUUGAAACAUACCGUCUGAUCGUAAAGCCAUUCAGCACAGAUUCACCUGUAUUAGCAAACGACAACAAUAACAGUGCAAAAAAACGACCUCUCUGGAGUGUGAUCAAUACCUAUUUUGGAUACUUGUGGAUUGUCAUGCUACUCAUCUGCGAAAUUGUGGCCCUGGUGAGCUUGUCCCAGCUCCCUGCUGGAUCUCCUGAAACACGCGUGUAUCAGCAACUCGUCACAUCAGCAAAACUGUUCCUGUUCACUUCUUUUGGUCUGUGGGUACUUCCAGUGCUUUCAAUCAUCCAGGCAAAGAUUUCGUCACGCCACAUCCGUCCGUUUAUUUCAUCGUUUCUCAGCUACCAAUUCUUCUUAUUUCUUGUCAUCAUUGGCCGCACUAUCAAAAUGCUCAGUCUGGCAACUUUUCAACAGACCUAUCGAACAGUCGAGUUUGCAUUUGUCGAUAUGUUUGGUCUACUUGGUCUCUCUUUUGUGAUCAUGUUUGGCCACACCUGGACAAAACCGCCGAGUCCGAAUGUAAAAUUGGUGUGA